Molecule: messenger RNA, 1815 nt
Organism: Stomoxys calcitrans (stable fly)
Lineage: Eukaryota; Metazoa; Arthropoda; Insecta; Diptera; Muscidae
Exons: 2
Coding region: 63-1751 (562 amino acids)
Cellular component (GO): extracellular region
Molecular function (GO): chitin binding
Source: RefSeq, a predicted model, not a curated record
ACUUUUUAGGUUCGAUGUAUAAAUGGCUUUGAAUUGUGGCAUUUGCUUUAAAUAUCGAAACGAUGAGAGUCUUAGGCGUAUUAGUUUUUAUCGCCUUUGCGGCAGCAUCCAAUGCCGCCUAUUCUGGAAAAUGGCAAAAUAUCCUUUAUGCCCGUUAUGUGUGCUCUUCAAAGCCCAAUGGUUACAGGACAUUAGUACCGGGAAGCUGUAGCCAGUUUUAUGAGUGUCAAUUUGGCCGUUCCCUGUUGCGUUCGUGUCCCCAUUAUUUUGAUGGCACCAAGAGAGAAUGUGUUAUCUUCAAUCCAGGAUGUGUGGAGUCAUUCGAAAAUCUUGCCAAGGAUACUGAAGUUUUGCCAGAAAUUAAGGCCACUACAGUGGCCCCUAGCGCCAGCAUUGCCUUUGAAUUAGUUGCAAAUCCCUUUACUAAGGAUCAUCCUAGGAUAAGCAAAUACUUGGAAACCAUUUGUCAUGCUAAGGCCGAUGGUACCCUUCUGUCCUCCCUGACACGUUGCAAUGAAUUUUAUCGCUGUCAUCAAGGUAAGGUAACAAUACAAAGCUGUGGCGAACGAUAUUUCAAUCCAGAGAGAGAGGUAUGCGAUUUACCCAAGCACACCAAGUGCCUUGUCAAAAAUCCAACGGAGGAGGGUGCUACAGAUUUGGUGGAUGUUAAUACAGACAAGGCAGUUGACUCAAAGGAAGAUUUGAGCGAAAAGAAAAAUAAUAAAUUGUAUUUAAAAGUCAUUUGCCUGACCAAACCCAAUGGCUUUUACUUGGCCUCCUUUACUAGUUGCAAUGAGUACUACAUUUGCAGCAUGGGCCAGGCGAUAGUUAAAACGUGCGGAGACAACUACUUUGAUAGCCACACGGGUAGUUGUGGUUUGCCCGAAAACACCAAAUGUAUCUUGAAAUCUCACCAAGAAGAGAAGGAAGAAGUUGCCAAGCCCAUAACUGAGGAAUCAGAACCCGAAAUUCCCAACAUUAAGGAAACUGACUCGAAGCACACUGUGUCUAGCAUUGAACUGUAUAAGCGUUACGUUUGUCGUGACAAACCCAAUGGCGUGUUCAUUAUAUCUCUGGAGAAAUGCAAUGAAUUUUAUGUCUGCGAAGAUGGUACGGCCCAGGUUCAAAGCUGUGGUGAACUUCAUUUCAAUAGUCUAAAGGGAUCCUGUGAUUUAGCAGAGAAUAGUCACUGUCUUUUGGAACAAAAACAAAAGAAAGCAGCCGCAGUAGCGGGAGCUGCAGCAAUGCUUGCCAAACCAUCAAGCAUUAGCCUGUACGAGACCUUUGUUUGCCGCAAUAAGUCGGAUGGCCAAUUUUUGGUAUCCUUGGAAAAGUGCAAUGAGUAUUAUAUAUGCCAAAAAGGCCUUGCGGUAGUACACAGCUGCGGUGAUCUAUACUUUAACAUUGCCAAAGGUGUCUGUGAUUUGCCACAGAAUACACGGUGCAGCUUAGGCCAAGCUCCAGCAGAAGACAAUGAUCCUAAAACUUCUGUUGCUGGCAGUGACACGCAUUCUGCAACAUAUGGAACCUCGGAUAUGAAAAUACCUGCAGAGGAUUUAUAUCACCGUUUUGUAUGCCGUGGAAAACCCAAUGACUUCCUGCUGGCAUCCUUGAAGAGCUGCAACGAGUAUUAUGUAUGCCGCGAUGGCAUAGCUCUGACACAAAACUGUGGAAAGAAAUACUUUAAUGCGGCAAAGGGUAUUUGUGAUAUGCCGGAGAAUACGGAAUGUAAAUUGAGCAAGCGUAAAUAAAGUUGAGCAAUUUGAUCUCAAAUUGUCACAAUGAUUUAUGGUGUUAGUAACAGGCGAGAGUUGC